AUGUAUUAACAAUAUAAUUUAGAAUAAUCAAUAAGUUUGAAUUUAAUAGAUGAUACUAUUGAAUAAAGAGAUUUUUGUUAUUCAUUAUCAUUUAAUAAAGAUAAUUCACUUCUCAUAACAAACAACGAAAAUGAAAUAUUGAUAUGGAAUUUUAAGAAUGGUAAAAUGGAAUUAAAUUAAAGAGUUACAGAACACUCAAAAGAUGUGAAUUGUUUGUUAUUCAGUAAAAAGAAUAAUAAUUUUAUUUCUGGCUCAAAUGAUAAUUCUGUAAGGUGUUGGAAAUAGAUAACUGUAAAUAAAUGGAUAAGUAGUAAAGAGUUUGAACAUAUAGGUUAUGUUUAUUGCUUACUCUUAAAUCAGAAUGAAAAUUAAUUAAUAUCUGGAACCUUUUAUGGUUAAAUAAAUAUAUGGAAUAUUGAUUUUGAGAACAAAGAUAAUGAAUUAAAAUUGAUUUAAACUUUAGAUAAACAUAAUAAUACAGUAUAUAGUCUGAGUUUAAAUAAAUCUGAAACUCAAUUUAUUUCAUGUUCUAAAGAUUAAACAAUAGUUGUUUGGGGAUUAGGAGAGAACAAAUUGUGGGAAUUUUAAUAUAUUGUUAAAUAAUCAAACAUUGAUUUUGGAUGUAAAGUUCAUUUUAUGAAUAAUAAUUAAUUUAUUUGGGUUGAUGGAGGUUAGGAAAGUACAGAUUGUAUUUAUACAUUUGAAUAAAAAGAUGGAGUAUUCUAAGAAAUUCCUAAUGGAAAAGUAUAACUCAUAAAAAACUAAUCUUUUAAUGAUGUAUUUUCAUUUCCUAUCUAAUAUUAAGAAUAAGAAAAUAUUAUGAUUAUUAGACAUAAAACCCAUAUUUAUGUAAUUUAAAUUUAGAAAAAUGGUUAAUUGAAGAUUUGUGGCUAAUUAAAUUGUUAAACAAAUGUGAUAUUUGGUAUUUUAUCAAAUGAUGCAAAAUAUUUAGUCUUAAAAAGUAAUUUAAAUAAUAAAUACAUGAUAUAUGAAGUAAAAUAAUUAUGA
Messenger RNA from Paramecium sonneborni, 1008 nucleotides. Lineage: Eukaryota; Ciliophora; Oligohymenophorea; Peniculida; Parameciidae. The record is from the annotation of a GenBank genome assembly.